Molecule: messenger RNA, 1140 nt
Organism: Rhinichthys klamathensis goyatoka
Lineage: Eukaryota; Metazoa; Chordata; Actinopteri; Cypriniformes; Leuciscidae
Product: interferon alpha/beta receptor 1a-like
Exons: 8
Molecular function (GO): protein binding; interferon receptor activity
Source: RefSeq, a predicted model, not a curated record
AUGGCUGCUGUGGUUAAACCAGGUGAAAGUAAACACGACUGCUUCUGCAAUAGCAUACAUCAAGGUUAUCGCUCACAGAAACGAUCACGCAAACACGCUCUUGCAGAAUGGAGCUGUCCUCAGAAUCUCUCUGUUCAGAGUCUCAACACACAGUAUGUUCUGCGCUGGGACUGGGAUGACGAUCAGCAGAGCGCCAUCAACGAACCGCUCACCUUCACUGCACAGUAUCUCUCGGCGGUUAAUUCCCGUAAGGCGCCUCAUAAGCAGAACUGGAGUACCGUGUGUGCAGAUGUUCUGGAGCGGCACUGUGAUUUCACUGAUGCUGGACUGAGAUACCUGGGCAUAAAUCUCCUGCGUGUGCGGGCCAACACAGCAGAGCAGUUCUCCAACUGGACUAGCAUUAACUUCUGCCCAGAUAAAGAGGCUGAUCUAGGUCCUCCGUCCAGUGUGAAGCUGACCUCUGUUAAAGGAGAUCUGGAGAUCAACAUCGCUGACCCUCUAAGCAGCACCAACGAGUCCAUGAAGACGCUGGCUGAAAACAUGUCUUACCUCAUCCACUACUGGAAGCGGCCCCAAGGCUAUCAGAAGGCUGAAGUAUUGAAGACGAAGAAUAAUGUGGUGAUGCUGUCUGAGCUGGACCGAUGGACGUGGUACUGUGUGAGAGUUCAGAGUCGCUAUGACAUCUACAACAAGACAAGUGUCUUCAGUGACACACACUGCAUACGCACUGAAGGACUGACUCCAUACUGGCAGAUCUGUCUGUACUUCCUGCUGGCGCUGCUGAUCUGUCUGUACUUCCUGCUGGCGCUGCUGGUGUGGUUUAGCUUUUACAAGGUGUUCAAGUCCUUGAAGAGCAUCUUCUACCCAAAUGUUCAUCUCCCGCAUCACAUUCAGGAGCUUUGGUUGUCGGACUCGGAGACGCCGCAUCUUCUGCCUCCUCGAUGCUCCGGCUCUGUAUGGGAUCAGCUGGACAUGAUCAGCGCUGAGACCGACUCAGUCCCGGACGUGCAGAUCUCUAUCCCUGAGGAUCAGGACACCAGCGUUCCCAGCCGGCACGGCAGCGGAGACUCCGGCUUCAACUCCACAGAGGACUCCAGUGUCCGGCUGCUCAGCUCCACGCGACACGACACACACACUGAC